AUGACUUCUUUGUUCGACGAUGUGCCCACGCACUCUGUGGCCGUCUCACAGACCAUUAUCAAUGAUCCCCAAAACCGGCAUCUUAAGAUCAUAUCCCUUGGUGCAGGUGUCAUGGGGAUCAUAAUGGCAUACAACCUCCAGAUGCACUGCGAGAACGUCGACCUUACUAUCUACGAGAAGAACGCGGAUAUUGGUGGCACAUGGUACGAGAGUCGGUACCCAGGCUGUGCCUGUGACGUACCGAGCCACUCGUAUACUUUCCAAUUCGCGCCGAACCCAGACUGGCCCAGAUACCUGUCGAAGCGAGAGGACAUCUGGAGCUACCUAGACCGCGUAUGCAACGUCUUUGACCUUCGCAAACGCUUGAAGCUUAAGACGGCUAUCACUGAAGCACGGUGGGACGAGGACUGCUCCCAAUGGCACAUCACUGCCAUUCGCACAGCACCGGAUGGCACAAAGGAGGAAGUCCACGACACUUGCGACGUGUUCGUCUGCGUCUCGGGGGUCUUGAAUAAUUGGAAGUGGCCCGAAAUCGAGGGCUUGGAUACGUUCAAGGGCAAGGUGAUCCACACUGCCGACUGGGACCAGGAUUACACCGCGGAAAAGUGGAAGGGAAAAAAUGUCCUGGUUAUUGGUUCGGGGCCGUCGUCUCUCCAGGUCGUGCCCAACAUGCAGCCACAUGUUAACCACAUGGACAUUUUUGUCAGGACGGGCGUUUGGUUUGCUCCCCUGUCGGAAGGAUUCGAAGAGUCCCAAGUCUACACGGAGGAAGGAAAGGCUCAGUUCCGCGACGAACCGCAGAGGCUGAUCGGCUACAUCAAGUCGAUCGAGAGCCAGCUCAACAGGAUGUGGCCUGUUCUUCUCAAGGACACUGAGGCGCAGAAGAUGACCCAUACCGUGAUCCACGCGCGGAUGGCCGAGCUGAUCAAGGACCCUUAUCUCAUCCAAGGCUUCACACCCAAGUUCUCGAUCGGCCGCUGCCGCGUCACCCCCGGCGAGAACUACCUCAAGUCCAUUCAGCAGCCCAACGUCAACAUGCACUUCACCGGCGUCGACCGCGUGAACCCGACGGGCGUGGUCGGCGCCGACGGCGUCCACCGAGAGGGCGACACGCUCAUCUGCGCCACCGUCUUCGACGACUCGUUCCGCCCACGCUUCCCCAUCGUCGGGCGCAACGGCGUCGACCUGCGCGCCGCCUGGGCCGACGGAGACUGCACAUCCUACCUGGGCCUGACCGUGCCCGACGUGCCCAACCUGGUGAUGCUGCCGGGGCCCCCCUUGCGCGUGCAGAACGGCUCGCCCUUCGCCGCCUUGCACGCCGUGGGCGCCUUCGUGCUGCGCGUCAUCGAGAAGCUGCAGGCCGACAACAUCCGCAGCUUCGCGCCCAGGAGGGAGGUCGCGCGGGCCUUCAUGCGGCACUGCGACAAGUUCCACGAGGCCUCCGUCUUCUCGGACGGGUGCCGCUCGUGGUACAAGAACAACGUGACGGGCAGGGUCACCGCCGUGUGGCCCGGGAGCGCGGUGCACUACGCCGAGGCGCUGAGGACGCCGCGGUGGGAGCACAACCAUCUUGACUACCGGAACCCGACCAACAUGUUUGCGUGGUUGGGGAACGGGUCUGUCAAGGAGCUCACGGACCCGGCGCUGGACCCGGCGCUGGAUCCGGCGCUGGAUCCGGCUUAUUACGUCAAGGUCGAGAAUAUUGACCCCUUGUGGACCGAGGAAAUUCAGAAGACGAGGCGGAACGGUGCGCAGAAUGGUGGGAAGUUGGCUGAGACUAAUAUGGAGAAUGGAAAUGGGAGCAUGCAAGUGUAG
Diaporthe citri is the source of this 1815-nucleotide messenger RNA. RefSeq lists its product as uncharacterized. Gene Ontology annotation, molecular function: NADP binding; N,N-dimethylaniline monooxygenase activity; flavin adenine dinucleotide binding. Bases 1 to 1815 code for a protein of 604 amino acids. NCBI's taxonomy places the organism in Eukaryota, Fungi, Ascomycota, Sordariomycetes, Diaporthales, Diaporthaceae. The transcript has 4 exons. The record is from RefSeq and is a predicted model, not a curated record.